AGGCGUCUAUCUUGUUUUUAUUUUUAUUUUACUUUCUUUCAUAAUAAAUUAACAGGAAAAAAUAAAAAACAAAAGAACAGGGAGAGUGAAAAUUCCUGAUAAAUCUUUAUCGGAAAAGUGUCUGAUUUCUGUCACUGCAAAAUCAGGCUCAGGGAUAGAGGCGACGGAGAUUUCGUUUCGUAUCGGUUUCGGAAGCAUCUUGCUAUCCGACCGAUCGCUUAUUGACUGGUAAGAACAUUCAAAAUUCAGCGGCCAAGUUCAGGGGGCGACUUGCCCCAGGUUCGGAGGGUGAAUUCAAGCGCACUUCCAUUAGGCAUGGAUGACGAAUUGGAGAAUGGUAAUCUCAGGCCUUACGUGGACAGGCCAAGGACUUUCCCUAACAUGCGUAAUAAGGCUUAUAACCCGUUGAUUUUUCGAAUUCUCAUGGGAAUAAAUGUUCGUGUUCUUUUGAUACUUCUACUCUUGGGAUUUGGAGUGAUCUUUUACAUUGGAGCAAAAACUUCUCCGAUCAUUGUGUUUGUCUUCUCAGUGUGUAUCAUCAGCUUCCUUCUGUCCAUAUAUCUUACAAAGUGGGUACUCUCAAAGGAUGAGGGGCCUCCUGAGAUGGUUCAGAUAUCAGAUGCAAUACGAGAUGGAGCUGAAGGAUUCUUCAGGACCCAAUAUGGGACUAUCUCCAAGAUGGCAUUGUUACUAGCACUGGUUAUCUUGUCCAUAUAUUUGUUUCGCAGCCCAACUCCCCAACAAGAAUCUUCCGGCCUAGGAAGGUCAACUUCUGCAUAUAUCACUGUUGCUGCAUUUCUUUUGGGGGCUCUUUGUUCAGGUAUUGCAGGGUAUGUUGGGAUGUGGGUGUCAGUUCGUGCAAAUGUACGAGUCUCUAGUGCUGCAAGACGGUCUGCAAGGGAAGCAUUGCAGAUAGCUGUUCGUGCUGGUGGUUUCUCUGCCUUGGUUGUUGUUGGUAUGGCUGUAAUUGGCAUUGCCAUCCUUUACUCCACAUUUUAUGUUUGGUUGCGGGUGGAUUCGUUGGAUUCAAUGAAGGUUAUUGAUUUGCCUCUUCUCCUGGUGGGUUAUGGUUUUGGAGCUUCUUUUGUUGCUCUGUUUGCUCAGUUGGGAGGUGGAAUUUUCACAAAAGCAGCCGAUGUUGGGGCUGAUCUUGUUGGUAAAGUAGAGCAAGGAAUACCAGAAGAUGAUCCUAGGAAUCCUGCUGUUAUUGCAGAUCUGGUUGGAGAUAAUGUGGGUGAUUGUGCGGCUCGAGGUGCUGAUCUUUUUGAAAGUAUUGCAGCUGAAAUAAUUAGUGCUAUGAUACUUGGGGGAACAAUGGCCAAGCAGUGUAAAAUUGAAGAUCCAUCAGGCUUCAUCUUGUUUCCUCUUGUUGUUCACUCUUUUGACCUUGUGAUUUCAUCGAUUGGAAUACUGUCAAUCAGGGGUACAAGGAACUCUGGCUCAAAGUCUCCUAUUGAAGAUCCAAUGGCAAUUCUUCAAAAAGGAUAUAAUCUUACGAUAGUGUUAUCUGUUCUGACAUUUGGUUUGUCCACCCGUUGGUUGCUUUACACUGAACGAGCUCCUUCUGCAUGGUUCAACUUUGCUCUUUGUGGGUUGGUCGGUAUCAUUACCGCAUAUGUUUUCGUUUCGAUUACCAAGUACUAUACUGACUACAAGCAUGAGCCUGUACGCACAUUAGCCCUUGCGAGCUCCACAGGUCAUGCGACUAAUAUAAUUGCUGGAGUCAGUUUGGGCCUGGAAUCAACAGCUCUUCCUGUUCUUGUCAUUAGUAUAUCUAUUGUUUCAGCUUUCUGGCUGGGUCAGACAUCCGGUCUAUUGGAUGAAGCUGGAAAUCCAACUGGCGGGCUCUUUGGCACUGCUGUAGCAACAAUGGGAAUGCUCAGCACUGCUGCCUAUAUUCUUACCAUGGAUAUGUUUGGUCCAAUAGCAGAUAAUGCUGGUGGAAUUGUAGAGAUGAGUCAGCAGCCAGAAAGUGUUCGUGAGAUCACUGAUGUGCUUGAUGCAGUAGGGAACACAACAAAAGCUACAACCAAAGGAUUUGCCAUUGGUUCUGCAGCCCUUGCGUCUUUCCUCCUGUUUAGUGCUUAUAUGGAUGAGGUAGCUGCAUUUGCUCAGGAACCUUUUAAACAGGUUGAUAUUGCCAUUCCAGAAGUUUUUGUUGGUGGAUUGUUGGGCUCCAUGCUUAUUUUUCUAUUUAGUGCAUGGGCCUGUUCUGCAGUUGGCCGAACUGCUCAAGAAGUUGUGAAUGAAGUAAGGAGACAGUUUAUUGAGAGGCCUGGUAUAAUGGACUACAAGGAGAAACCAGAUUAUGGUCGCUGUGUUGCUAUUGUAGCAUCGGCUUCUCUGAGGGAGAUGAUAAAACCUGGUGCUUUGGCUAUUGUUUCACCUAUUGUUGUUGGUCUCUCGUUCCGGAUUUUGGGUUACUAUACUGGGCAUCCUCUACUUGGGGCUAAAGUAGUGGCCGCCAUGCUCAUGUUUGCCACAGUUUCUGGCAUUCUUAUGGCUCUUUUCCUGAACACAGCUGGUGGUGCCUGGGAUAAUGCAAAGAAGUAUAUAGAAACAGGGGCCCUCGGAGGCAAGGGGAGUGAUUGUCAUAAAGCAGCAGUUACUGGAGAUACUGUGGGAGACCCAUUCAAAGACACGGCUGGACCUUCUCUUCAUGUGCUCAUAAAGAUGCUUGCAACCAUUACGCUUGUCAUGGCUCCAAUUUUUCUGUGAGGUUUACCGUUUAGGCCUGCCCCCCCCCCCUUGUGGUCUCUCACCCGCGCACAACACCCACCUCCCUUGGAUACAUAGCUACUUUGCAAAUAUGAUGGUAGGUAUUUUCAUGUAUAUCAAGGGUGCCCGAUUCAUAGUCAUACAGAUUUUCUUUUUUGCUUAAUCCAAAUAAUACAUGUUAGUUAGCAUCUCAUUUUAGUGCCUAAUGGUUUAAAAUAUAUCUAUUUAGUGUAUGUAUCGAGUUAUCCAGACCACAAUCAUGGGAUCGGCUUGAGCCUCAUGUUUUCCUAGAGUUUCAUUUUUCCUUUUUGGCUGUUUGACCGCAUGAAUGUGAUGUGUCUAUAGCCUUGUAACAGAUAGGCACUCUUUUUGGGCAUUUGCUAUUGUCUAUUGAUUUAAACAACUGAGUUUUCAUGAUUUUCUUGCA
Molecule: messenger RNA, 3145 nt
Organism: Juglans microcarpa x Juglans regia
Lineage: Eukaryota; Viridiplantae; Streptophyta; Magnoliopsida; Fagales; Juglandaceae
Product: pyrophosphate-energized membrane proton pump 3-like
Exons: 15
Coding region: 316-2718 (800 amino acids)
Biological process (GO): proton transmembrane transport
Cellular component (GO): membrane
Molecular function (GO): diphosphate hydrolysis-driven proton transmembrane transporter activity; inorganic diphosphate phosphatase activity
Source: RefSeq, a predicted model, not a curated record